Molecule: messenger RNA, 1509 nt
Organism: Trichomonas vaginalis G3
Lineage: Eukaryota; Parabasalia; Trichomonadida; Trichomonadidae
Product: female pronucleus assembly
Exons: 1
Coding region: 1-1509 (502 amino acids)
Source: RefSeq, a predicted model, not a curated record
AUGUUCUUCUUGAUUCCAUUUUCAUUAUCUGCAUGUGAUUCAUAUGAUUUCAACGUAAAUUAUGGAAGGGUUGAAACACUUACAUUUCAAGCAGAUCAAACAUCUUUUUGUAAAAAAAUUAAUUUUAUCUAUACUCAAAGAUCAGUCCCUCACACAUACUUUGAGUGGCUUUUCCCAAGUGCAAAUGGUGAUCAUACAGUAGAAUUUAUAAAUAAGCCACAAACAGUUAGUCAAGUAAAAAAUCAUGAGAAAACAUUGGAAUUUUCUAUUGGCAACAUAUAUAAGACUACAACAAUUGAUUUACAGUUGUCAGAAACUGGCACAGUUGAGUUCAGAUUCGUUGCUUUUGAUGGCGAAGAAGGAUCACAAACAACUAUUAUUUCAUGGUGGGCCAACGAAUAUAUCAAAAUUGGCAAAGGUAGUUCAUAUGAUUUCGAAUGGGAAGAUGAUCAUACCUAUAACUUCGUGAGCCUUAACAAUGAACAUGGUGAUAUCACAAUUUCUGGUUCAAAUGAUCGUUCAGUCAGUGGAAAGUAUAACACUUAUUUAGAUCCAUCCUCCGAAAAAGAAGGAACAUUCGAUUCAUCACUCAGUUUACAAGAUUCAAAAUUUUUUGCAACUAGUAUUAAGUAUAAAAGCGGUGAAUAUAUUACAAUAGGAUAUCAUAGUGGAAAUAAUAAAGGUGCCAAACUUAUUUUCUAUCCUCACACUACGAAAGUUGAUGAUACAGCUCCAAAAAUUCCUCCACCCAGAACAAUAACACCAAAACGCACAAUUCCACCAUUCAAUCCAUUAAGAAGUGUGUUCUCAAGCCCAGUGAAAGCAACAUUCCUUGUUUAUUUCCUUUUCGUUUUUGUUUUCGUUUUAAUCAAUACAAUAAUAUGCUGUGUAUUUCCAAACAGAAUGUACAGAGCUGGUAUAGAGUAUCCAUGUUGCUAUUCUUGCUGUAUAAGAGCAUCAUACAAAGCAAUCGCAAUGUUUUAUUCUAAGCAUAGGUACAGUAAAUGCUGUCAAUGCGAUUGUGACUGCUGCUAUGAUGAAAACCACCAACGUAAGUGCUGCAACUGCGAUUGCUCAUGCCGUCAUGAUGAUUGUUGCAACGGUUGUGAUGGUGAAGCACUUUGCGCAUUUGGAGUGUUUGUUGCGAUCAUUAUGGUUGUUACUGGUAUUAUUGCUUUCCCAUUUCUUCUAAUAUACUUAUUGGUCCACUUAAUUAUUUCAUGCGGAGGAGAAGAGAGAGAAUUCGAGAAAGGCGGCUUCAAAAUUGACUCAGCAAAUAAAGGUAGGAAGCUACAGAACAUUCAAAGCCAGAAAACAGAUAGGCCUCCAAACAAUUCUUCUCAACCUCCUCCACCACCACCUUAUUACGGUUCUCAAACAUACCAACAUGCACCACCAAAUCAACAGCAGCCUUAUUACUACAGUCCUCAACAACAACCCUACUCUCAACAAAAUUAUAAUCAGCAACAAGCUUCUUAUGGCGGUCCACCACCACCUCAAUCGAUGUAA